GACACGCGAAAGGAACUGUGUCUAGGACUCAGUUCAUAUUUUAAAAAAAUAUUGAAAAAAAAAAAUAAUUUUUAAAAUGGUUGCUCUUAAUUUUAGCCAUGGAGUGAAUGUCACUGAGCAGGUGUUGAUGCCUGCGAGACGAUUAGCCUCCGACGUGCAAAUGCUCGGAUGGAAUGUUCCUCCUCACGAAUUGCCUCACAUUCCAACACAUUGGUUGGCUUAUCCUGAACCCGAAGCCUCCAUGAAUUACCUUUUGGGCCUUCUUUACAUCUUUUUCAUGAUUUUUUCGUUGAUCGGUAAUGGUUUGGUUAUCUGGGUUUUUACGACUGCAAAAAGCCUCCGAACUCCAAGCAACAUCUUCGUCGUAAAUUUAGCAUUUUGUGACUUUGUGAUGAUGCUAAAGACCCCAAUUUUCAUUUACAACUCUUUCACGCGUGGCUUCACUCUCGGCAACAUGGGAUGUCAAAUAUUCGGCGUCAUGGGUACUCUCAGUGGCAUCGGAGCUUCAACGACAAAUGCUUGUAUCGCCUAUGAUCGUUACAAUACCAUCGCUCGUCCCUUUGAUGGGCGUCUAACACAUACAAAGGCGAUUUUUAUGAUCUCCAUGGUUUGGCUUUACACAAUUCCGUGGGCUAUUUUACCCGUGAUGGAAUUUUGGGGACGUUUUGUGCCCGAAGGAUAUCUCACGUCGUGCACUUUUGACUACCUAACGACAACUUUUGACAACAAAAUGUUCGUCGGAGUCCUUUUCACCUUUAGUUACGUCAUUCCGAUGUCGCUGAUUAUCUACUAUUACAGCCAAAUUGUGAGUCACGUGGCGAAUCACGAGAAAGCUCUUCGAGAUCAAGCGAAAAAAAUGAAUGUCGAGAGUUUAAGAUCGGGUCAGCAGCAAGCUGGGUCUUCAGUUGAGAUCAGAAUUGCAAAAGCGGCGAUUACGGUUUGUUUUUUGUUUGUGGCUUCAUGGACUCCGUAUGCUGUCUUAGCCUUAAUUGGAGCUUUUGGUGAUCAAAGUCUCCUCACGCCGGGCGUUACGAUGAUCCCAGCUUGCACAUGCAAGUUCGUCGCAUGCCUCGAUCCAUACGUUUAUGCGAUCUCUCAUCCCAGAUACCGCAUUGAACUCCAAAAGAAACUCCCUUGGCUCGCAAUUACCGAGAAAGAUGUCGAAACUUCGAGUACCGCGACGGAAGCAACAACGCCCGCGCAAGUGACAGCAACUUAAUUUGUCGUUUUUUUUUUUUGGGAAAAUUGUCAGUCAAAAUGAUAAAUUAUCAUUAAAUAAUUUGAACACACGAAAUUACCGGCUUCCCCUUACUCUUUCUCUCUCUAUCUCUCUUUUUAAUUUUUUUUCCAGUCAGAUAAUCAUUAUUAUCAUUUUAUAUUAUUAUUAUAUAAAAAAAAAAAUAAAAUUCAUUUAAAUUAUAAAAAAAAUAUUGUGGUUGCAAAUAAUGUGAAUAAAUAAAUAAAUGGUGUUAAUAAAAUGAAAAAGUGAGUGUUGCUGUGUAUUUAUAGAAGUUUCAAAAGUAAAUAAA
Molecule: messenger RNA, 1529 nt
Organism: Culicoides brevitarsis
Lineage: Eukaryota; Metazoa; Arthropoda; Insecta; Diptera; Ceratopogonidae
Product: opsin, ultraviolet-sensitive
Exons: 4
Coding region: 77-1219 (380 amino acids)
Biological process (GO): cellular response to light stimulus; phototransduction; visual perception
Cellular component (GO): plasma membrane
Molecular function (GO): G protein-coupled photoreceptor activity
Source: RefSeq, a predicted model, not a curated record